Messenger RNA from Hemicordylus capensis (graceful crag lizard), 9942 nucleotides. It is a transcript of the gene SYNM, whose product is annotated as synemin. Lineage: Eukaryota; Metazoa; Chordata; Lepidosauria; Squamata; Cordylidae. Gene Ontology annotation, cellular component: sarcolemma; neurofilament cytoskeleton; costamere. Gene Ontology annotation, molecular function: intermediate filament binding; vinculin binding; structural constituent of cytoskeleton. Gene Ontology annotation, biological process: intermediate filament cytoskeleton organization; fast-twitch skeletal muscle fiber contraction. The transcript has 4 exons. The record is from RefSeq and is a predicted model, not a curated record. The coding region runs from base 116 to 5029 and encodes 1637 amino acids.
CCCAGCGGCUGGAGCAGGCGAGAGUCGGUCCCGCCGCUGCCCAGCUGGGACGCAGAGGGGAAGGAGCCCGCCGUCGCCCCGCGGCUGAUCAGCGCCAGAAGGCGAGCAGGCCACCAUGCAGGCGUGGGACGAGCAGAGCGAGCUGCGGGAGCUCAACAGCCGCCUGUCGCUCUACGUCUCGCGGGUGCGGCAGCUGGAGCAGGAGAACCGGUGCCUGGCGCAGGAGAUCGCGGCGCUGCGCGGGCGGGCCGGGCAAGACGCCCCGCGCUGGGAGGCGCGGGAGCGGGAGGUGGCCGAGCUGCGCCUGGUGGCGGCCGAGCUGCGCAGGGCCCACGGCGAGGCCGAGCUGGAGCGCGACGCGCUGCGCCAGGAGCUGGCGCGCCUGGAGCGGCUGGGCGCGCAGUCGGUGGAGCUGCGCCGCCGCCGCCUGGAGCCGGAGCUGGCCGAGCAGCGGGAGCUGCUGGAGCACCUGCGGGCCGACUGCGCCGCCCUGGCGGGCCUGCUGGAGCGGCUGGGGGCCGAGCGCGGGCGGCUGCAGGAGGCGCGGCGGCAGCGCCCGGCUGCGCGGCCCGCGCUGAUGCCGCCGCCGCCGCCGCCCGCCCGAAGGAGCCGGAGCGUCAGCCGGCGGGAGGCGGAGGAGAGCUGCGCGCUGGUGCUGAGCUGGAGCUGCGAGCGCAGCCUGGAGCGCUACGAGGCGGAGCUGCAGGCGCUGCAGGAGCUGGAAGCGCGCCGCGGCUGGGAGGACGCGCAGGAGUUGCGCGCCGGCAACGAGCAGAGCCGCCGGCAGCUGCAGGAGCUGCACCGCCGCUGCGGGGAGCUGAGCGCGCUGGCUGAGCGCCUGGAGCAGGAGCGCCUGGCCCAGCAGGAGCGCCACGGCGCGGGGCGCGCGGAGUACCAGAUGAUGAUCGAUGCCCUUGAAGAAGAAAAGCUGCUCCUGGUUCUGUCCAUUGCAGAGUACCUGAAAGACUACCAUGACCUCCUGCAGGUGAAAGCAGGCCUCACCCUUGAAAUAGCAACCUACAGAGCUUUAUUAGAAGGAGAGAGUAGCCAGUGGAUUCUUACGUGGGACGAACAGCAUGGAAGGAAAUUGCCACAAGGUGUCCGAAACAUGCUUUAUGAGUACCGUGACCACCGCUCCGCUUGUAAACAAGAGAAAGGGAAAAGAACUUUUCCUGCAAUCCAGAAUGUUGAGGCAAGGUUUAAAACCCCUGUAACAAAUCUUAGCAGUUCUGCAGUUUAUUCCUCUCGAACAAAAAGUGACUGGAAACAGACAGCUGCACCGGGGAAAACGUUAAGAAGAGAUGCCUUCACUUCAGAAUACCAUCCUUCAGCGGCAACCAGAAGAGAUGAGAUUCGUGAGAGGAUUGUGAUGGACCAGCGAGAGAAUCGAAGCUUUACUCGACCCUCUUUUAGUCGAGGAACUGACGUUCAGCAAAGAAAGUUGCCUGAAAGAAUAAUAACCGGAGCUGGAAUGGCAUCAUCGUUUUCUAAAGAAGCAACAACUGCAAGCCGAAAUAUUUCUGAAAAUGUAAGAAUGAAAGUGGGUCUUCCUACGACGUUACCAUCUUAUGGCCUAACCUCCAGCGCUAAAGAAACGAAAUAUGAGAGAACCGUAGAAGGAACUGAAACAAGAGUGAAUGAGCAAAUCAAAGACAAUAAGCCAGGGAAGGAGGGAAAUUUUGUUUUAUUAGAAGAAAGAGAGCAGAAGGAAAGACUGGUGAAGGACACGACAGAUUUUGGUCAUGAGAAAAUAGGCAAGAAAUCUACUGGAGUAGAAAGAAGUGUGAACAUUGAAAAGAAAGCCGGCAUUAAACAAGGCACAGAUGAAAGCAAGCAUACAGUGGAAGAACUGAUCAUUAAAGACCAUAGAAAGGAAGACGGUUUUAUGGGAGAUAAAGUUCCCAAGGAUGGACAAUAUGUAAGAUGGGAAGAACGGGUUAGAGUGGAUACAUCAGCAAAAGAUUUUCCAACAGAUAUAAAGACUGAGGAAAGUCGUUUGUUCCACAGAGAGAAAACUGCGAGCACAGCAAAACAAAGCAAAGAAGCUGUUGAGAUCCCCAUCCGUUCUGAGGUGCGUACUCAUGACCAAACAUUGAAAAGCAAGAACAUAGAAAUAACAUCACAAGACUCAAAGCCUUCUGUCGGCAAACAGAAGGGUGAUGAAACCAUGCCUAAACUCCCCAGAGAAUCUAAACAAGAUGGAGCAACGGAAGAAGACAGUGCAAAAAUAACAGCCUUGCUUACAGAAAGCAUAGCGGAAAACAUCGUUUCUGACAUUCUUAAAGGGUUUGUGCAGGAACCUUCUGUGCUAGGAUCUCCUCCCGAUACCAAAGUCACCUUUGAAAAGACAGAAGUUUCCGAGGGUGGAAAAGUGAAGACUGAGCUCAACAUACAGUCGAAAGUACAAGAAGAAGUAGAGGUCACCGAUGACUUUGACCUGGAAAGGUUCUUGAAGAAAGACCGUAAAGGGACUCCAGCUGAACAUACCAUAGAAGAUAUUAUUAACACAGGGCUGAAAGAGGGAGCAGACAAAGGAAAAAGGACUGUUCAGGUUGAGAUUGUUGAGGAGCCACUAGAAUGUGCAGCAGAUGCACACAUGGAAUUUUCAACACCAUUUGAAGUGGAGGAAGCAGAAGAUACACUGCCUGGCAUGGUAGGACUCUAUGGUGAUGCAGAGAAGGCUACCACGAGUGUUGUUGAGGACCUUAAACAAAAACCCACUGUGGUUGUAUCUCAUGUGGAAGAAGUAUCUGAGGGGGAUGAUGUAGUUGAUGAAGAGAAGUAUUUUGUGUCUACUCCAGAUGAACGCCCAUUGGCUCAUGAACAGGACGAAGGCUCCGUAUAUGGCCAGAUCCACAUAGAGGAAGAAUCCACUAUUAAGUAUUCCUGGCAAGAUGAAUUUUUGCAGGGAUCUCAGACAAGAAUAAAUGAAGGCAUGGUUUCACCUGAACGGAUUUACCAGCUGCUAGGAGGAGAGGCAGGCACCUUUGUUUCCAAGGAGGAACCCACAAAGGAGCAAGUGACACAUGCUGAAUCGAUUGUUAUUGAGAGAGAGGUCAAAAUACCACAUGAAUUUCAGGAGUCAAUAAAGGGUCUCUUUACUCAGGAGACAAAGAGUCCUAAGCAUCAGCUGAAAGAGGCUCUUGAAAAGCUUGAAGACACUCUUCCUGAAAGCGUGAAACAGGAACUCUCUGUAUUAACCAGAGAAGAUCAGUCUGAUACCAGUAGCUUGGAAGUAGAUAUUAAAAAGGUGGAACAUGCCAAGAAGGGUGGGUUGGUUACCAUCGUAGCAGAAGUCAGUCUGUCCCAGACGCUUGAUGCUGACAAGUUUGGUGCAGAGUAUCUUGGCGAUGUUGUGACUGAUGAAAUAAAAUCACCAACACGGUCCUCAAGUGACAAUGGUUUUGAUGAAUACAAGAAGCAAGAGUCUGAAAGCUUUAGUGAUGGUAGAAAGAGAGUUGGAAUAGACGUUUCUUCCACACCUUGGACUAUAGAAGAGGUUUCCAGCACAGCUAGACUCGGCAGCAGUGAUGGUACAGAGCAUCAUACCAUGGAACAAGUCAUCCGUCAAGUCCCAGUUUUCAAAAGUGUGAAAGUUGAUAGCAGAGGAGAUGCAUCUCCCUCACAGGAGUCAGUCGAUAUUAACAGAUCAAUACGGAAAAUUGUAGUUGGUCCAACAGAAAUCCGUAGAACCGAGCAAGUCCUAUAUGAAGGUCCCUUUUCUGAAACUCAGGAGUUUGGGAAAGGAGCAUCGACAAACGUCAGCCAAUCUGUGAAGGAAUUCAAAUUUGGUCCCGAAGGAACUGAGACCAUGGAAGAAGUAAUCUAUCAAGGGCCUGUGUAUAGUACUGUGAAAGUGAGUGACCCUGAAAGCCAUAGUCAGGGCCAGUUUUCAACAGAUGUUAGGUCCACCAAGCACACAACUCUGGGUCCAAAGCAGAUCUUCGAAGAAGUUGUUUUUCAGGGGCCAAUUUCAGAUGUUUCAUCCAAAGAAGCCAGUGAGGCUCUUUCUCAGACACAAGGGCCAGUCGAAGUCAGCAGAUCAGUAAGGCAGAUUCGAAUAGAUCCAAUGGAAGUAUCUACAGAGCAAGUCAUAUUUGAAAGACCUCUCUCUGGAUUUGUGGAGGUUAGCAGUGUUGGGGAUCACGUGCUCACUGAAGAAUCAGUAAGACAUAUUCGGCUAGGACAAAAAGAUGCCCCCAUUAUUGGCCAAACUGUGUACGAAGAACCUUCUUCCAAGAUGACUCAAUCCAGUCAUGCUCCAGACACAUUUUUCAAAGAGGGGACGCCGGACACUAAUAAAACCAUCAGACACAUUAAGUUAAGCCCCAAGGAACUGGUGACGACAACAGAAGAAAUAAUUUUCACAGGGCCCAUUUCUGAACACCUGGAGUUCGGUGAAUCAGGACAAACAUUUUCUUCGGAAGGAUUAGUAAGGCACAUUAAACAGGGGCAGAAGGAAGUUCAAAGGAGUGAGCAUGUUGUGUACCAAGGUUCUGUUUCGGAAUCUUCAGGGGUCAGUUCGGCAGGAGAAGACCUGGUCGAAGCAGAAGGACCCGCAGAAAUCAGCCGAACAUUUCGACAGAUCAGGGUGAGCCCUGCUGAAACGCAUGCGGAGCAGAUUGUAUUCCAAGGCCCCAUGUCUGAAACGCUGAGAAUUACAGAGCAUUCUCCAACCGAUGGGCCACCAGAAAGCAACCAAUCCGUUGGGCAUAUAAAGAUAGGCCCUAAGGAAACGUCCUUUACCUUUCAGAUGGAUGUAAGCAAUGUAGCAGGGGGGAGACAAGAAACCAUAAUUGUUGCUCCAGACUGGAAAGGAGCAGAUGCCUUUCAGGUGGAAAGCAAGGUGAUGGGUAGCCAGAAGGACCCUGAAAGUAAGCCAAGGUUGGAGGAGUCAACGUUUGAUCAAACUGCUCAACUGCAAAGGAUGGUAGACCAAAGAUCGGUAAUUUCUGAUGAGAAGAAAAUUGCCCUUCUGUACCUGAAUGAGAAUGAAGAGGAAGAGGAGGAUGAAGGUCCUUGGUUUUGAAAGCAAGAUUUUCAUGAAACUCUACUUAGGAGCUUGAUUGCUGUUUUUAUAUAUAAUUGACUAAUUUUUUUAAAGGGAUGUCUCCAUGACUUAGCCAUUAAUGAGGAAUGGAUGGGCUUUAUAGUUUUCUUACACAGCAGUUUUUUGAGCAGGGUCCCUUGGAUACAAGCGUGUUCACCUGUCAAACUAUGGCUUUUUAUGUCCGUUGGUGAAUGCUGAGAAGUCUGGAAGAUUGCCCUUGUUGUUGUUGUUUUUUAAAAAAGCUCCCCUCUUCAUUUUGUGAAAAUAUUUGAGUCUAUAGAAAAAGAAUUGGUUCCCAUUUAAACUUUAAAAUACCAGUGGUCAUGGCAGAAUGCAGCAACUCAAUAUGGCCUAUUUAUUUAUACUGCAUUGUCUCCAAACCCAUUUAAUCAUCCAAUAUUUAACUCACUUGGCGACUAUUAUUUAAAUGAGUUACAGUCUAAGCUAGACAGGUUGAUUAAUUUUCAGGUACUCAGAUACAAUGGGUCAUAUCCUCAGUUUUGGGAUAACUCCCCGCGGGUGCAAGUUAUACAAGGCCUCUUCCAAAUUCAACAUCUGCAGCAGAAGUAUGUGGCUAGUGGUUGCCAAGCAACCUGGCCCACCUGGGUAAGAGCUUUCUUGUGUCAAAAGGUAGUGACCAAAUGAACGUCGGAGAAGUGGGAGUGAAGGCUCGUUGACUUGAUUAUAAACUAAAUGCCUUAUUUUUGUGAGACACAAUUGCAUUCAGACAUGCAAUCUAUCAUGGAAAUGAAGACUCUUAACAACCAUUUUGUAGCCUACAUGCCAGUUUUCUUGCUGUUAGGGUUGUCUCCUUGCUACAACAACAACAAAUAUUUAUAUACAGCUUUUCAACAAAGGUUUCCAACACAGGGAAAUAAUAAUUAAAUAAGAUGGAUCCCUGUCCCCAAAGGGUUCACAAUCUGCUCCUGGCUUUGCUCCCAAUACUACAUGAACCAGCUAGGGUGAUCGCUACCAUCUGUGGGGGACGGGGGACGAAUACUCAUUGUGAUUGCUCACAAGGUCUGCACACCUAGAUAUGGAAAAUGGGUGAUAGCAUUGCAAUCCUUUCAGCUUUCAGUCUGUUCUCAUGCUUUGAUCACCCUGACCUUUGGGCUUGCAGCGGCCAGGUUUGCAAAUGCUGCGUCUGAAGUUUUAAAAACACAAAAACUACUAGAAAAUUUUAUUGAUGUCAGAGGAAUGAAAAUUGGCAAGAAUGUCCCCCAAAGAGGUCUCCAUGUGAGAGUAUACCCUCUCCGUGAUUUAUUCUUACCCUGACCCUUUUCUCUGUGCAAAAAUGACUGCAAUUUUACCCUAAGCAUUUGGGAGUAAAGAAGGGGUGAGAACACAUAGAAAUCUGUAAGUGCAACACUGUGAUCACCGGUUUUCUAUCUCCAAGGUGGUGGUGGUGGAAAAUCACGAUGAGCAUUUGCCCUCUGAGAUGCUUCUGACGGCCAAAAUUUGUGGGCCUAAUGGGUGAAGCUUACUCCUUCUUAGCACUUACCUUUUGUUUCUGUCUGCUGAGAAAAAAGUGUCACUUUGUGUACCAAGCUGCUGUGCUGUCACUUCCAGAAGAACAGGGCCAGUUGAAAAGGGCAGAUCGAUGUCCAGUGAAGUGCGCUUUUGAGGUUGAACGCAGUUGCCACCCCAUGCCUGUUCCUUGCCGUAGGGCUGUGGAGCAGCGGCAUGAAGCAGAAACACAACCCCCGCCCCACAAAUAAUCUCUCUAGAGUGUUGUGUAUCCAGUCACUGUACACUGCAGCAUUAUGGUAGGGAUGCAAAGAAGUCUUGAGUAUGCUGUGGCACAUAGCUUUUCAAGGAAUCUGUAAGAGCCGCGGUAGCCAGUGCCAGCAAGUCAAAAUGAGUGACGAGAGGAAAUGCACCCCAGGUGUGAAUGCUUUCUAUAUAGGAAUGUACUCUCUUAUCACAUUAAUAUGCAAGCAGUAUUGAGAUUCACUUAAACCCAUGUAAGCUUGCUCAGUUGUGUAGCCAAAUGGCUUCUGAUUGGCUGCGGGCAACAACAUCCAAAGGGUUAGAGCCUGGGAUGUAAAAUGUGUUCAUAUGAAGAGCCUUGUUGGAUCAGGCAAAGAUCCAUCAUGCAGAAAGCAGUAUUCCUCUGCCCACCACGGUUGCUCCCUAGCAGUUGGUAUUCCGUGGCAUACUGUCUCUGAACAUAGCAGAUCAACUUAGCUACUGUGGCUGAAACAAACAGCUGUCUGCCAUAAAUUCAGCAUGCCAAGGAAGGAGCCAGAUAUAUGAACAUCAGAAGAUGUUUGUGUUCAAGCUGUUGGACUGUCUAGCCCAAUCUUGUCUGCUCCAAAGUCUCAGGUGGAGGUAUUUCCCAGCCCUGCUAUCCCAGAUCUUGUACAACUGGAGAUGCCAGGGAUUGAACGUAGAACCUUGUGUACACAAAGCAUCUGCUGCAGGUGUUCUCAUGCGUGGGUCCCUGGACGUUGGACUACAAUGCCCAUCAUCCUCACAUAGAUCAUUGUGGCUGUGGAUAUGGGAACUGAAGUUUAACAUCUGGAGACCCAGCUUUGAGAACCCCUGCGCUAUGGUAUCUACCACGAGAUUUUUGCACUUGGAUGUUUAAAGUUGGACUCAUACUUGUGGGCUUAAAUCUUUUAAUCAUAUUUUCAGUACAAGUUUUCUACACAUGUAACAGGAAUCUGCUUUCAUAUAAGCUUGUUAGCCCAAGCUGGUGCUUGCUUGACAUUUUUGAGUUUUUGUGUCUAGAGGGAAUAUAAUUACAGUCUAACCUGCCUUUAAAUAUAUAUAGUAACACGUAUGCUAAUAUAUCCUAUUUAAAAGUUGCAUUUUCAUAGCUUGGAGCUAGGAAGAUUGAAAACAUUGCCUCAAGCAGUGCCACUCACAGGCAGAGCUUAUUCAAACAUUUCUUUUUCUUUCAUUUGGGAUGAACAGUGGGCUGUUUUGGAAAAGAAACAUUUUAUUCCAUAAAAUAUUUAUAUACUUGAUGUGGUUGACUUCAGAAUGUGGGACACUUAUUUUUCCUUCGUGAAUGCUGCUAUCCUAAGCACACAUUGGAAGGAAACUUCAUUUCCAGUGAAGCUUUCUUUCAAGGAAACACUCUUAGUGCACGCUAAUAACACAGGACCCAAUCCACAGAAGGCUAGUCACGUCUUAGUUCCCGAGACCAUCCCGACUAGCUUGUUCCAUUGGUUUCAAUGGGACCUCGGGCACGGCUAACUCUUAAGUGGAUGGGGCCCACAGUCUUGAAGUAUUAGAUGCCUGUGUGAGUGAAAGAGAGAGGUGGUCUACAAGCCGGCUGGGGUGGUUGGUACCAUCUGCAGGGACGAAUGCUCAUGGUGGUUUUUGACCUGCCUGCAAUCUUGGGAGAAGCGGCUGCCACUCUGUGUAGACAAUACUGAGUUAGAUGGACCGAUGGUCUGGCUCAGUAUAUGGCAGCAUCGUAUGUUCCUAUGUAAGGUCUGCACUCCCUAGGAGUUAUUCACACAUGGCUUCAUGCUGCGGGGUAAAUGUUGAGCGAAGCCACUUUGAAUCACACGAACAGUAAUGAGGGAAGCAGUUCUUCCCCUCCUGCUCUCAGGUUUGGUUUUGAUGCAAGUUCACAUGACCUGCCUCUGUGCUUUCCUUCCAGCCAAUGGUUGUGGGGGGGGGGACUUUCUAAAGAGCGAUAUCUGCAUUUCUGAUGAGAGUAUCCCUCUUCUCAUGCUAAUGAUUCUACAUCAGUGUCUCUCUAUUUGCUCCUGCAAAAAAGUAGCUUAAAACCAGCACUUUAAAAACCCGGAACUACACAGAGAUAAGCUAGAAUUCACAAGACAAAACCCGAUGUGUGUGUGACGUGGAGCCGAGGAUCUCGAAGGGACUUCGGGGUACGUUUGGCUGGUGUGUGAACGCACACACUCUCUUCCGGAGGAGAUUCGGAGUAACAGCCCUGUCUGUAAAGCCCCCUAGAAAGAUAGAAAACAGGAGCUUUCUUUCCCAGACAGCAAGUUUUACCAUGGGUUUACUGAGAGGAUUUACUGCGAGUUUGAAAACUGAUGCAAAAAGUGGGUUUUUUAAACCCUGAAUAUAAAUUGGGCUACACUCUAACAUGCAGUGAAAACCCCCGAAUUGUGUGUGAAGCGCUCCCUGAGAGCUUGCAGGGACUUCGGGGCAAAUUUGGCCGAUAUGUGAAUGCACACCUCCAUUCCGGAGGAGAUGCGAGCUAAAAGCCGGGUGUGCAUAACUUCCAGGUGAUUGCAUUGCAAGGCUCUUGGUGUGUCGUCAUGCUUUUAUUGCCCUGACCGUCUGGCCUGCAGCAUUGGUGGAAUGCGCAGUGGUGUUUCCAAAGCUUUUAAGAAUGUUAAAAACACAGAAACCACUAUAGCGUUUUAUCGAUAUCGCCAGGGGAAUGGGAAUGGGCAGGAAUGUCCUCCAAAGACUGCUCCGUGCAGAAGGUAGAACAACUUCUUCAUCUCGUUGCCCUCACCCUGACCCUUUCCUCUGCACCAAAACGACUGCAAUUUGACCCUAAUCAUUUGAGGGUAGGGCUAAAGAUGGGGUGAUGACAGAGAGAGCUGUGACUGCAACCAGGCAGGCUAGCAAGGUAGAGGUUGCUAAAAAUCACAAUGGGCAUUUGUCCCCUGAAGUGGUACCUAUAGCUGGAAUUUGUGGGUCUGGUUCAUGGACCAAGGGGAUUUAUUAGAGCACCGGUGUGAAAGCCACAACUCUUUAUGAGCUAAAGAUUGCUGUAGCAGGUGUUUUCAAAGGCUGUAGACAUGUUGAAUCAGGGUGGGUUUAAUGUCAGGUGGGAUUUUGUAGGCUGUUUUGGUCCUGGUCAGUUGAUGAUGUGCUGUGUGUUUCUGUGAUGGUUUAAGCUUUUGUGAUCUUGCACUUUUCUCCUCUGUGAAGUAUUAAACAUUGAAAAUGAA